AUGAAGCCGUCGCUGCGGAGCCGGCAGGAGCCGCGGCGGGUCAGCAACGGCGUCAUCAUCGGCGCCAUGCUGCUCUCGCUCUGCGUCCUCAGCAUCGUCAAGGCCAGAUACUGCGCCACCCCCUUCGGCAAGGCGGAGGACCAGCUCCAGGAGCAGAUGAACUCCAGCAUCCGGAUGGAGACGGAGGAAUCGCCGGCCAGGACGCCCGGAGAGGAGGAGGAAGAGGAGAAAGAGGAGGUGCCCACCACGGCGUCCGCGGUGACCACGCCGGCCGUCGUGGCCACCUCCGGCGGCGGCAAAGGCAAAGGCAAGAAGGGCAAGGCGAAGCCGACGUGCUACAUGACGAGCAAGCGCUCGGAGCGGUGCGACGCGUCGGGCGACAUCCGGGUGGACGGGAACCGCUCCACCAUCUACGUCAGCGGGAUAGACCGGGAGUGGCGCACCAAGCCGUACGCGCGCUACCACGACCCCGUCGCCAUGGCCACCGUCCGCGAGUACACCCUCAAGCCGCUCCCCGCCGGCGGCGCCGCGCCGGCGUGCACCAAGAACCACUCGGUCCCGGGGUUCAUGUUCUCCAACCGCGGCUUUUCCGGCAACCUGUACCACGACUACACCGACGUGCUGGUGCCGCUCUUCAUCAGCACCCACCAGUUCAAGGGACGGGUGCAGUUCCUGCUCACCGGGAUGAAGCCGUGGUGGGUGGCCAAGUUCACCCCCUUCUUCCGGCAGCUCACCCGGUACGACGUUAUCGACGUCGACAACGACCAGGAGGUCCACUGCUUCCCCCGGAUCGUGAUCGGCGCCACCUUUCAUAAGGACAUGGGCGUGGACCCGCGCCGGUCGCCGGGCCACGUCUCGGUGGUGGACUUCAAGCGCGCGCUCCGCCGCGCCUUCGGGCUGGAGCGCGAGGCGGCGUCCCGCGGCGGCGCGACGGGCGCCGGCAAGCCGCGCCUCCUCAUCAUCUCCCGCCGCGGCUCGCGGCGGUUCCUGAACGAGCGCGAGAUGGCGCGCGCGGCGGCGGAGGCCGGGUUCGAGGUCCGCGUGGCGGAGCCCGACCAGCACACGGACAUGGCGACGUUCGCGCGGCUGGUGAACUCGGCGGACGUGAUGGUCGGCGUGCACGGCGCCGGGCUGACCAACAUGGUGUUCCUGCCCCGCGGCGCCGUGCUGAUCCAGGUGGUGCCCUUCGGCGGGCUGGAGUGGCUGACCAGCGUGACGUUCAAGGACCCGGCGGCGGACAUGGAGGUGAGCUACAUGGACUACAACGUGAAGCUGGAGGAGAGCUCGCUGAUCGACCAGUACCCGAGGAACCACCAGGUGCUCACCGACCCCUACGCCGUGCACAAGCAGGGCUGGGACGCGCUCAAGACGGCGUACCUGGACAAGCAGAACAUCCGGAUGGACCUGGACAGGUUCAGGGCCACGCUGCGGGAGGCCAUGAGCCGGCUGCCAUGACCGGGUCCAGAGGUGGGAGGAGGUAGAUAGGUUGGUGUAUCUAUCAGACACAUCUGUGCCUUGUGGUCGCUCGCUGAGCUUACAUCUUCUUCGAGUUCUUUUUUUCUUUUUUUGCUCUUUUUUUUUUCGAGCUUCGAUCGAUCCUUUUAGCAAGAUUCAUUGGAUCCAUUGUUUUGUUACAUAAAGGAGGAUGGGGAAAUGAUGGACAGGCAAAAGCAAGAACAUGUUGUUUAUAUUCUACAGUACUACUGGAGAGAGGCCAGCUCAAUCCAGCCCAGACGAUGAUUUGUUAAUUGCUUAAUUUAUAGAAACAACCCUUUUGUGAUUA
Molecule: messenger RNA, 1783 nt
Organism: Panicum hallii
Lineage: Eukaryota; Viridiplantae; Streptophyta; Magnoliopsida; Poales; Poaceae
Product: protein O-linked-mannose beta-1,4-N-acetylglucosaminyltransferase 2-like
Exons: 3
Coding region: 1-1455 (484 amino acids)
Molecular function (GO): glycosyltransferase activity
Source: RefSeq, a predicted model, not a curated record